Molecule: messenger RNA, 2099 nt
Organism: Manis javanica (Malayan pangolin)
Lineage: Eukaryota; Metazoa; Chordata; Mammalia; Pholidota; Manidae
Gene: TMEM275
Product: transmembrane protein 275
Source: RefSeq, a predicted model, not a curated record
UUGGGGGUUUCUGACUUCCUGCCAGCUGGGUGUGUCAGCGAGGUGCUUCUUGCUGGAGCCCUGUUUGGAACUUCCACCUCACCAUGGUGCCAGGGGAGGGAACCCUGAAGUAAUCAGAUCUGGUCAGAUGUAGAGGUGGCCCUCCAGGCCCUCUGAUUGGGCCAAGCUGACAUCCAGAGCUUUGGACACUCAGGAAGGACAGCUCAGGGCCUGUCCCUGGGGCACUUUCACCUGAGGGACAGACCAACUGUUCUCUUCCCAAACUCCCCAUGACCGAUGGACCUCCUGGAUCUGAGACCUCAAAGGCCCUUCUUCUGUCAACCACCACCAUGAUAACAAGGCUAACAGUCACUGAAUUCUAUGAUCCAGCCACUUGAUUUAAUUUAAGCAUUUGAUUUUCACAACUUCCUAUAAGGACGACGGUGAGCUCGACCCCCUGACACGUGAGCUGGUCCAGGCCAGCAGCAGGAGGGAGCCUGAUGAGCGCCCAGAGCGCCCAGGCAGAUGCCGCCCCCAGAGAGGAGCCAGGGAAGCCCCGCCCGGACGCCGGCGGGCCGCGCCCCGGGCCGACUGCCGGGCCUGCCGUCGCCCGCGCUGUUCUGCGCCUGCGGCCUGUGCGUGCUGCUGGCGGGGGUGAACGUGACGUUGGUGGGCGCCUUCGCCUCCUUCCCGCCUGGGCACAACGCGCCCCUCAUCGUGGGGCCGGCGCUGCUCCUGCUGGCGCUCGGCUUCUUCGCGGCCUGCUGCGCGUGUAGCCGCCGGGGCCCCGGGCCCCGCACGCGCUCGGGAGUGGCCGCGGGCCCAGGCCAGGGCGGCGGCAGCGCGGGGCGGGUGGCCCUGGAGAUGGAGAGCAGCGAGCGCACGGCGCAGGACACCACGGCGGUGCAGCUCAGCCCCGCCGCCUCGGCCGCCUCCUCGGGCCGCUCCAGCCCUGGCUCCGGGCCCUUCUCCCUGGACGCCCCCGAGCCCGCCGUCCUCUACACGCCACGCACCAAAGGGGUCCGGCUCAACAUGCCCCGGGAGCGCGUCGCCCCCUAGCGGACCGGGCGCCUGGCCUUGAGGCCCCUGUCCGGUUCCCUCGCUUCAGUGCCCUUUAAGGAAAAAGGAGGAGUCGAAAGAAAGAAAAGAAAAAGGAAUUUUUAGUACGGGUCGGGGGCCGGGCACAGGUGUUCUCAUCUGUUCCAUCUCUGGAACCGCUGAAGAGGUGAGAAGGGUCGAUGGUGUCAAGUUACAUCCCCCAAAGGAGGGAGCAGUACCUUGGCUCUUUAGGUGGGGUUUGCUGGGUCCUGCUUACCCCACUCCCCAGACUUGAUGACACUGGAUCCCUGGGCCUUCCAGCCCUGGCACCACCGCUGCCCGUGGCAUUUGGGCGCUGUGAAGGGAGCCACUCUGAGGGGGGCUAACUGCCAGCAAGGCCUGUGACCCCAGGGGAUGGAAGAGAGGGGGAGACAGGAAUGUCAGCCUGGGUGUUCUGAUGCUGCACGCUGCGAUGGGCUGCCAGCUCCCCCUCCUCCCCUUCCUCCCCUUGUCUCUACCCCAACAUGACCUUUCGGGAUUAAGGGGAGAGGGGUCCUGAUUUGAGCCAGCAUAGUCCCUAAGGUAGAUCUGGGUUGGGCACACUCCACCCCUUCUGCCAACUAGAGCAGGGGGGUGAGGAGGGGCCCACGAGUGGUGAGAAGCCUCCUCCGACCCUGAAGGUCUCAGUGUGAUCCUCACCAAGCAUUCCCAAUGUGCCUCGCUUUUCAAUAAAGCACCUUUGGAGUCAAGUCCUCUGUGGAGUGCAGCCUGGGAGGGAGGAGCUGACUAUGGGGCCUCUUGGCUGAGCACCCUGGACUCUGGAGUCAUCCCAGCCUCUGGCCAGGGCUUCAUCAUCACGGCACCAGCCCCUCCUGGAGACCUGGAAGGAGGCCCCAGGGGAGAGGAGAGUGUGACUGAACAAAAGACCAUCUGAGACUGUGGGUGCCUGUGAAGGUCCGUGAGAGCAGGUGUGUCAGAUGGGGGCUGGAUGAACAUGUGAGUGUGCCUGUGGGUGACAGUACCUGGCUACGUGGAUGAGAUGAGGAGGGUGGGAGUUUGGGUGACACUGUUUGACAUAACAC